Molecule: messenger RNA, 5954 nt
Organism: Drosophila guanche
Lineage: Eukaryota; Metazoa; Arthropoda; Insecta; Diptera; Drosophilidae
Gene: PAPLA1
Product: nascent polypeptide-associated complex subunit alpha, muscle-specific form
Exons: 7
Coding region: 24-5648 (1874 amino acids)
Cellular component (GO): COPII-coated ER to Golgi transport vesicle
Molecular function (GO): metal ion binding
Source: RefSeq, a predicted model, not a curated record
AGUGCUUUGACGCGAACGCUGCCAUGUCCGAAAGAUCCAAAGGUGACGUGUCGUCUCGCGGCGUAAACAACAAUCCAAAUGCGACGCGUGUCGUUAAAAAUUCAUUACUUAGCGCCUCGGUAACCGGACUCAGCUACGAAGACUUUCCCAACAAGCCGCAACUAUUACCCGCCGCACCGCCCGUGGUGCGUGCCCCGCCGCCAGCACCCACACCAGCUCUCAUUGCUGGCAUUCUGAAUCGCGAGCCAAAAACAUUGGUUACUGUGGGCCAACCAUCGGGAAUCGAUGACAGCGAAGCCCUCGAUGAGAUCAACUUGAAUACGAGCAGCGAGGACUCGAGUGGUGCAUUAUCGAGAGCGUAUUUGCGCGGCACUGGCGAUGGUAAUGCCAAUCCCUUGCUGGAACCACCGCCCGGUCAAGGAAACGAUUCAUUGUUGAGUCAGGCAGCCUCAUCCUUCACAGCAUUGCCCGCAGUGGCAUCCAAUGUCUUUUCCACAUUCUCAAAACGAAUCUACGCGGGCACCAAGGAAUCGGAGGAGCCGAAAUUGGACAUACAACCCACGUACAUACAGCAGGCGUCACACUACGCUCCACCGCCAGUAGCUGCUGCACCGCCACCACCAUUCUAUGCGGCACCACCCACGGCAGUGGAUGAGAUUGUUGCUGCCCCAGAGCCGCCCAAGUUCUAUGCGCCCACUGAGGUGCCAGCAGCGAGUGUAGGCAUUGCCAGUGCACCACCCACAGCGGCGGGCAAUCCCAACACUUAUCGGCUCACAGCCAGAAAGAAGAUUUACGCACCCAUUCCGGGCUUCACCGCCGAGCAGUCGGCACUGGGCCCACAGGCUACAUCAACGCCACAGACAGGUCUGCCCUUCCAAACGCCACCAUAUCCAGCACCAGCUCCAGCUCCAGCUCCAGCUGCAGCUCCCUUUGAGAUAACUGCUCCAGUAGUUCCUCCCACAGAGGAGCGCAAAUCCGGAGGUGGUCUCUUUUCUCUAACCAAUCUUGUGCCCACUAGCGUGCUGCAAAAUAUCUCUGGACUUGUACAGUCCGCCACAGGCAGAAGCAGCGAGCAGCCCUCCAGUAAUCCACCAACAGCUGGCGGCAGCUACUUUGACAUCAACACAGUUGCUCCUCCAGCACAGUCGAGCAACUAUUUUGGGGCACCACCAGCAGCAGCGGGAGGCUACUUUGUGCCUGACUCAGCAACAGUCGGAGGAUUCUUUACACAGCCAGCCAAUCCGCUACCAACAGCUGCUGCUCCAGUAGGAGGAUUCUUUGCACCCUCAACUGAUAUCAAUCCAAACUCGGCGGCACCACCAAUCGGAGGAUUCUUUACACCAGCAGCAGCAGCAACAGUUGCGCCCACAGUUGGAGGUUUCUUCACGCCCGGUCCGGCGCCCAUUGAGGUCAAUCGUAUUGCUGAAGCAACGCCAACAACUACGCUUGGAGGAGGAUUUACUGCACCUCCAGCAGCAGUGCCAACUUUGACAACAUCCACAGCAGCAGCUGCUUCAACAAUUGGCGGUUUGUUUGCCCCAACUUCAGCACCAAACACCUCAUCAGCUGGAGGAUUCCUUACACCAGCAGCAGUUCCAAGUGUUGCUCCAGCAGCAGUGCCAACUGUUGCUCCAUCUGUUGCACCACCACCAGCCGUUCCUCCUCCAUUAGCAGGAGGAUUCUUUGCACCCGCAGCAGCAGGAACACCAUCAUAUCCAACCCCAUUGGCUGGACCACCUUUAGCAGCAGCAACUCCACCUGCUAGUGUCUCUGGACCACCACCUGCAAGUCUCGCUGCACCACCACCGGCCGCUGGACAGGCAUCGUAUCGCCUGCAGAAGGGCACGCGUCUCUACAAGAGUCCAUUGAGUGCACAGGAAACAGCCACAUCGUCAGCAUACGGCACGCCCUUUGGCACCACAGCAGCAGCUCCAGCAGGUGCCAUAUUCAAUCCAUUUGGCGCAGGCGGCACUGCCGGAGUAUUCAAUCCAGCAGCUCCCAAUCCACCAGCUGUUCAGCAGGAGAGCGAACUAAGCUCUGGAGUUGCACUAUUUGCGCCUCCCCCACAAACGAUUGAUCAAGGACCGGCUCCCCCAGCUGCCUUUGAAGCGACCAAUCAAGGAGCUAACUUCUUUGCGCCACAGCCAGCACCCAAGGCAACGCCAUUCUUCAUUCCACAAGCGGUCGUAGAGCCCAAACAGGAGGAAAAUCCCGUGCCCAUCCAGGCAACAUCUUCCAGCCAAGGCAUAUCCUUCUUUGAAGGCGCUCCGUCUUCGGACAUUGGUCUGUUCACGCCGCAAGCCGUUCAGGAAACAGCAGCAGCUCCUACCACAUCCACUGCUGAGGAAAUAAAACCAAUUGAAACACAAGGCAUAUCUUUCUUUGCGCCACAGCCAGCGGCCCAAGAGACUCCACUGUUUGUUCCGCCAACAGUUGAGGCUCCUGCCUUGUAUCCACCGAAUACUACACCAGUGGCAGAGGACAGACCCGCCGCUGAAGCGCCAUUGUUUGUGCCCGUGCCAGCAGCAGCCACAGAUCAGAGCCAGGGAGUGCCGCUCUAUCCACCAGAGGCCAGAGACGCAACAUCUGACGUUCUCUUUGCUUCAGCGGAACAUCAACCGAGUGCACCAGUAUUCGAAGCUGUUCCAACAUCAUCCACUGAAGCAAGCGAUUUCUUUGGAACUGCAGAAGCUCCAGCAAGUCUCCCAUUUGCACAGACGCUGGCAACACCCUCCCAAGUGCUGCAGACACCACCGACAGCACAAGAUUUACUGCCACCGCCCAUAGGAUUUGUUGCGCCACAAGCAGCAGAGGCACAGGCAGAUUCACAGGUGGAUACCGCCGCACCGCCAGCAGAAUUUGCAGGAGGAGUUACCGCGGCCCUAGCCCAUCCACCGCUUGCACCAUCGCCGCUACAGAGUUUCUUUUCGCAGCCAGCUACAGGCGCGGCUGUAGGGGACUUCAACUUUUUUGCACCGCCUGGCAGUCAGAUAUUUCCGGAACUGCCAACACAGCGGGGCAUUGCACCGCCUCCUUUGGCACAGGAGCCACCAGCAGCAGCAGCAGAAGCUAGUAACGGGCCAACAGGACUCGGGUUUGAGCAAUUGUUAAGCCAAACACAGCAAGCGCCAGGCCAGAACUCCAUUGAAAAUUCGAACGAGAAUACCCAACAACCAAAUUCAAUUGUGAAUUCAUUUUCGGGAUAUUUUGGGGCCACAGAAACAGCAGCAGCGACGCCACUUGCUGCACCGCAAACGAACAGCGAUCCUUCGCAUUUCUUUGAUCAAGUGCCACAGCCACAGGCAGCGACAAACGCAAACGAGGAUCAGCGCAUACAGAACUUCUUCAACAAUCCGCCACUGCAGGACCAGCCAGCAGCACCGGGCGAACUCAAAUACGAUAUUGUGCACAGCGGAUUGCCCGUCAAACAGCUGCAGGCACGCUCUCAGACACCCAUUUCCAAUUUGGUGGAGCCGCCAUCUUCCUCUGCCUGCUCAGAGUUUUCCACACUGACAUCAGCAGCUGCAGCAGCUCCAGCUCCAGCUCCAGCUCCAGCAAGCAAUUCAACAAUCGAGCGUCAAACGGGCGAGGAUUUACUGCAGUUGCAUCAAGCUGAGUUGCCGGAGGAGAUCUUGAAGGAGCUCAGAAUGGCCAACGCAAACGCAACGACAAGCGACAAGGCAGCCACGCCAACAGUUUCUAUAAUUUAUACGCCUGUGGUGGCCCAUUGGUUCUACAAGCGCAGAGUGGACACGAAAUUCAUUUGGACACCAUUCAGUCACUACGAUUCGGCGCUGCUUGAAACGAGUCUCCAUAAUGAAGAUUCCACAUUGAUUAUUCCCGUCGAGGGUGGCCGCUAUGAUGUCAACAUCAAGGAGCGCACCAAGACCCCCGUCUAUUGGGAGGGCAAGGGCAUUGAGGUGCGUCGCUGCUCGUGGUUCUACAAGGGCGUAGACUCCAAAUAUGUGCCCUAUACCGAGGACACUGCCGCACUGCUGGAAGCGGAGUACAAACGUUCGGCAGAUACUGGCGAAUGGCAUCAAAAGAUCAUGCUGGCCAAUGGUGAACAGGUGGUCUUCCAUGGGCCCACGGUCAUCGUUCACUUUCUGCCACAACCCAACUCAGACUCGUGGGGCGCCAGUGCACAGAGCUCCAUGCGUCCGCGUGUGGUUAAGCGGGAUCUGGAUGACUUUACCAUCGAGCAGGGCGAGUCGCAGCGCGUGGAUCAUUUAUUGUUUAUGGUCCAUGGCAUUGGCUCGGCUUGUGAUCUGAAAAUGCGCUCAGUGGAGGAAGUGGUCGAUGACUUCAGGAACAUUGCACAGCAAUUGGUUCAGUCGCACUACAAAAACUCCACAGAUAUGGGUCUGGUGGGUCGCGUGGAAGUCUUGCCCAUAUCCUGGCAUGGCCAUCUACACUCUGAGGAGGAGGGCAUUGAUGAGAAGCUGAAAUCCAUUACCCUAGAGUCGAUUCCCAGGCUGCGUAACUUCACCAACGACACGCUUCUGGACGUACUCUUCUACACCAGUCCCAAGUACUGCCAGAAGAUUAUGAACACAGUGGCGGAUGCCCUCAAUGAGGUCUAUCUGAAGUACAGAUUCAGGCAUCCCGAAUUUAAUGGCGGUGUCUCCUUGGCUGGUCAUAGUCUCGGCUCAUUGAUCCUCUUCGAUUUGCUGUGCCAUCAGGAGCCACUCAAAGAGAGCGAAGAGGAAAAUAAGGAGAAUCCCGAUCAGCUGCCGCAUAAGCCAGAGGACAGCUACAAGAAGGUGCAACUGCCAUCCAGCGAUCUGCUGCCCAAGGAGGUCAGCUACACCAUGGGUCCGGCUGGCACCGGGCAGCCGGUCAUCAACUACACACAGCUCAUCUUCCAUCCGAAGAAGUUCUUUGCCUUGGGCUCGCCCAUUGGCAUGUUUGUGACCAUUCGGGGCAUUGAUCAGCUUGGCCUGGACUUUCAUCUGCCCACAUGUCCGGGUUUCUACAACAUAUUCCAUCCCUUCGAUCCGGUCGCCUAUCGCAUUGAGGCUCUUGUCAAUGCGGAUAUGAAUGGAAUUCGUCCUGUGCUCAUACCCCAUCACAAGGGACGCAAGCGCAUGCACCUGGAGCUGAGGGAGACCAUGACGCGUGUGGGUGCAGAUAUCAAGCAGCGAUUCAUGGACACAUUCAAGACCACACUGGAUAGCGUUAACUUUUUGGCCACAGUGACAAAAGUUAAGAAAGAGGCAGAAGAGACGCUUGCAAAGCAGGUCUCGUCUUCGUCAACGUUGUUCCAGAAACAAAUCGAGGAUGCAGAUGAAAGUUCUGUGGCCAGCACAUCUACAAAAACAAGAAAUCGCACCGAUUCCAACUCGACAACGUCCUCAGAUCCAGAGUUCAUAGAACUGGACUUUCCGCUGGGCAAGCUGAAUGAUUCGAAACGCGUUGACUAUGUGCUGCAGGAAGCACCGCUGGAGUUUAUCAAUGAGUACAUCUUUGCCCUGAGCAGUCAUGUCUGCUACUGGGGCUCUGAGGACACCAUACUGUUUGUGAUGAAGGAAAUUUAUGCCAGCCUCGGGAUCAGCACCGACAGCCAGGUGCCGCAGCAAUCCAUGACCAUCGAGAGGCCCGGCUCAUUUGAUGGCAGUAAUGCCAGUCAGUCGCUGUUGCCGAUGUAAACACACACACAUACAAUUAUAUUAGAAAUAUUUAGAAUCAAUUGAUUUAUAAAGAUAUUGUUUUGUUGUUAGUGAAAUUAUGUGCGAUUGUAACGAUUCACUUAGUUGAUGGUAAUUAUCUCUGUGUAAAACGUCCUUUUAUCAUCCGAAUUAACAUACUAUCUGCUGGGGAAACGAAACAUUUUUUCGAGCUUUAUAAAUCAACAUUUAUCAACUAUUUACCUGAUGAGCCACAGAUGUACUCUUUGUUAUUUUUGUAAUAUUGUGUUUAUAAAAUUGACCUUUGUAACAUUUAUGAUGAAGAAA